CACAACUCCUCAGCUCCCGGGACUUUUGGCACCGGAGCCCCGGACCAGCUCCGCUUCAUCCCCGGGCUCUGCAGCCGGAGAGAGGCUUCCACCAGCCGGGCACAGACCUCCAGGGUUUCACCGGUGUGAGGAUUAACUUUCCCGGGGGGUGAAGGAGGGAUUGUACUCGCGGCUCAUAGGAAAGGGAAACUCUGCAGAAGUUGUCGGUGCUGCUGAGUUUCUGAUGCGCUUGGAACCGAUUACGCGUCCCUGGAGCUCCGGCGAUGGUCGGUGGGUCGUGCUGGCGGGGGUUGAUGGCCCAGUAAGGGGGUCUGCGGUGGGAUUGAACCGGUCCUGAGCCUUCUCCUUCCUUCAUGACUGCAUCUCACCUUCUCAUGCUGCAGGGGAGCAUCUCUGGAGACCCGGACGGGAGCGACAGGACGCAUCCGGAGCUGCCGAGGCGCUCGCAUGUUUAAGUCCAAACGCUCGGGUCUUGUACGGCGACUCUGGAGAAGCCGUCUGGUCACGGAGGGCGACGGGGGGCGGGAUGGAGGCAGGAGAGCUGAGGGGGUCCGGAGCGGUGCGAGACCCCCGGGGGGGAAGCCGUUGUCCCUGGGACUCACCGGGACCGAGGCCGGGGACCUGACGGACCGGGGGGACGCGGAGGAGGAGCAGCAGCCGGACCACGGUGCCAUGUGCGCCCGGGAGCGCAGGGGCUCCGGACCGGGACACAGGGGGUCUCCAGCGGGACACAGGGGGUCUCCAGCGGGACCGGAGGGGGACAGCAGGACGGUGACGUGCUGUGUGUUCGGGGAAUGGGAUCUCCGGCCCCGGAGCCCUUGCUGGGCCCCGAGGAGGAAGGACAGAGGGUCGCCUUGUCAGUGCGCACCGAGGCAUGCCGGCCCGGAGGAUGAGCUGGCCGGCAUCGCGCACGGUUUCCUGAAGAGACUCAAGGAGAGGUCCCUGGAGGCCCUGGCCAAGGCUGUGGACGCCAAGGGGGGGCUGCCCAGCGAGUGCGUGAUGGUGCCGGGCACCGAGCUGCUGCUGGGGUCGCACCCGGUCGCCCCCCAGCUGCUCCUGGGGAAGCUGUACCGCUGGAGCGACCUGCAGGUCUCAGCCCAACUCAAACCACUGAGCCACUGCCAGAGCUUCGGAGCAGGAGACGGCUCCAAGGUCUGCUGCAACCCCUAUCACUACAGCCGCUUGUGUGGGCCAGAAUCACCUCCUCCUCCCUACUCCCUGUCCCGCUCAGACGAACAACACAAGCCACUGGACUCCACUCUGUCUUACACUGAAACUGUCGCCCCCCCCACCUCCAGUCCGCCUCACAUCAUGCCAAGAGACUACACAGACACUGGUACCUCCCUCGGCUCCUCGACCUCCGGCGGCCAUCGCUCCCACUGGUGCAGCGUUGCCUACUGGGAGCAGCGCACUCGGGUGGGUCGCCUCUACCCGGCCUACGAGCCCUCGCUCAGCAUCUUCUACGACCUACCUCAGGGCACGGGCCUCUGCCUCGGCCAGCUCCACGCCAACGCCUACCACACCCGCCGCGAUGACCCGGGCAGCCACGGCGGGUCGGGCCUACACGGACAUCCCAUCCACGGGGGCGGAGGGAGCAGCAGCAGCAGCAGCAGCAGCAGCAGUGUGCAACAGAUUCGCAGUAAAAUCGGUUUCGGCAUCGUGCUGAGCCGCGAGCCGGACGGAGUGUGGGUGUACAACCGCAGCCAGCACCCGGUGUUCGUCCACUCGCCCACCCUGGACCCCCCCAGCGCCCGGGGGCUGAGCGUGAAGAGGGUGAUGCCGGGCUUCUCCCUCAAGAUGUUUGACUAUGAACGCUCCGACUGGAUGGCUGAGCAUGACGUGAAGCCUGAGAGCCAGGAGGGGCCCUGGGACCCCCACAGUGUUCGCAUCAGCUUUGCUAAAGGAUGGGGGCCAUGCUAUUCCAGACAGUUCAUCACCUCCUGCCCCUGUUGGCUGGAGGUGCUACUAAACAACCACAGAUAGCACACAAACACACACACACACACACACACACACACACUCACACGCUCACACGAGGGCUCCUGACCCAGUAUCCUAAUUGUAAUCUACCUAGAUUUAAUAUAAAAUUUAUAUAUUAUAUAAAAUAUAUUAUACAUGUAAAUACUUGAGUCAUUUUUACAAUGCAAUUAUUUAUGUAUAGUGUAAUGUGUAUAUGGACAAAAUAAAAAAAGGAACAAGAAUAUGCACUUUUGAUUCUCUAUAUGCAUUACGGAUUCUCAGUGUCAUUUUGCAGACGUAAACUGUAAAAAAAACAAACAAACCUGGUUUGUGUUCUCAUGAGUUAGGAAUUCCAUCAACAUGUAUGACAUACACACAUUCUCAAUAAAGUUUUUGUAUUAAA
Molecule: messenger RNA, 2362 nt
Organism: Limanda limanda (common dab)
Lineage: Eukaryota; Metazoa; Chordata; Actinopteri; Pleuronectiformes; Pleuronectidae
Product: mothers against decapentaplegic homolog 6-like
Exons: 4
Coding region: 448-1983 (511 amino acids)
Biological process (GO): transforming growth factor beta receptor signaling pathway; anatomical structure morphogenesis; SMAD protein signal transduction
Cellular component (GO): heteromeric SMAD protein complex
Molecular function (GO): transcription regulator inhibitor activity; I-SMAD binding
Source: RefSeq, a predicted model, not a curated record